Oncorhynchus keta (chum salmon) is the source of this 4935-nucleotide messenger RNA. Its product is annotated as transcription factor SOX-13-like. Gene Ontology annotation, molecular function: DNA-binding transcription factor activity, RNA polymerase II-specific; RNA polymerase II cis-regulatory region sequence-specific DNA binding. Lineage: Eukaryota; Metazoa; Chordata; Actinopteri; Salmoniformes; Salmonidae. Gene Ontology annotation, biological process: cell fate commitment; regulation of transcription by RNA polymerase II. Gene Ontology annotation, cellular component: nucleus. The coding region runs from base 268 to 2253 and encodes 661 amino acids. The record is from RefSeq and is a predicted model, not a curated record. The transcript is spliced from 14 exons.
AGAGUUGAGACUGCAGAGUGGCUUUGGGCUGUGCUGUCCUGAAAGAGGGAGAGGGAGUGUGUUAGACGGCUGUCCUGAAAGAGGGAGAGGGAGUGUGUUAGACGGCUGUCCUGAAAGAGGGAGAGGGAGUGUGUUAGACGGCUGUCCUGAAAGCGGGAGAGGGAGUGUGUUAGACGGCUGUCCUGAAAGCGAGUGUGUUAGACGGCUGUCCUGAAAGAGGGAGAGGGAGUGUGUUAGACGGCUGUCCUGUGUGUGACUGAAGAGAACAUGACAUGUUACAGCAUCACCAGUGCUCUACUGUGGAGGGGUCCUCUGGGUCUGGGGACCUCCACACUCACCGCACCGAAGAGAAUGGUGGAGCCCAGUCCCCCAGCGCUGCAUCUCCAUGCCAGCGGUGAUGUCAGCAUGGUGGGCGUCAGUGUGAAGUUGGAGGAGUCUGGAGGAGAAGGGGGAGGAGCCAAUACCAGGGCAGAGCAGCUCUCCUCUCCUGCCUGUGAUUGGUCAGGACAUCAGCCAAUGGAACGACCGGAGUCUAGACAGCUGACUCCUCCCCUCUCCCGCUCACCCUCAGAGGGCUCUCCUGGUAAGGAACAGCUUCUCAGACAGAGUCCUGUUGGGAUGAAGGGGGGCAGCAGGGGGUACAACCACCGACCAGAGGGACACAUGCACCCCACUGUCAGCGAAGUCAUGCCCACCAUAGAGAAGCUUCUGAGUGUGGACUGGAGGGAGACAUUUCUGGACAAAAGCCCCCUGGGAGGCAACCACCUGAAAGGCACUCCAGAGUCUCUGGCAGAGAAGGAGCUGCAGUUGUUAUUGAUGAUUAACCAGCUGGGUGGUCUGAGGGAGCAGCUGCUGGGAGCCCACUCUGAGCAGAGGAACAUGGCUGCCUUGCUGCUGGAGAAACAACAGCAGCAGAUGGAGCUGGCCAGACAGCAGCAGGAACAGAUUGCCAAACAGCAGCAGCAGUUGAUCCAGCAGCAGCACAAAAUCAACCUGCUUCAGCAACAGAUCCAGCAGGUUAACAUGCCCUACGUGAUGAUCCCAGCCUUCCACCCCAACACCCAGCAACUCCCUGUCACUGCCGACAACCAGAUGACCAUGCCUCUGCAGCCAAUCCCCUGCAAGCCAGUGGACUAUCCCAUGCAGCUGCUGCAGAACUCUCACUCCACCCCUGUGAAAAGGCCCAGUGGUACCUUCCGUCAGGAAGCCAGCCAGCCUCUGAAUCUGACCUCCAAGCCCAAGGGGAUGGACAUGGGGAAGAGCCCCAGCCCGCAGAUCUUUGAGCUGGGCUCGCUGACUCUUCAGGGUGGGUACAGACCCAGGGACAACCAUAGAGACAGCCCUUCACGGCCUGCACUUAACCUAGGUUUCCUGGGAGAGGGGGAUGUGGUGACCCAGGCCAUCCACGAUGCCCAGCAGCUGCUGUGGAGUCAUGGGCCGGGCGGAAGAGAGAGGGAGCGAGAGAGAGACUGCACUGCCAGGAUGGAGCAUAAGGAGUCUGGUCGCAGCGACAGGCUGCCACACCAAGACCGGGGAGAGAACAGACAAACCCGCCAAACCAACGAGGACCACCACAGCAGUGACUCUGAGGGCCCCCUGUCUGCUCCUGGUGUGGGGUUGUUUGCAGAGGUUCGCAGUCCCCCCUCCUCCGUCCACAUCAAGAGGCCCAUGAACGCCUUCAUGGUCUGGGCCAAAGACGAGAGGCGACGUAUACUACAGGCCUUCCCUGACAUGCACAACUCCUCCAUCAGCAAGAUACUGGGAACGAGAUGGAAGUCUAUGUCUAACCAGGAGAAGCAGCCCUACUAUGAGGAGCAGGCCAGGCUGAGCCGACAGCACCUGGAGCGUUACCCCGACUACAAAUACAAGCCCCGCCCCAAACGCACCUGCAUCGUGGAGGGGCGGAGACUCAGGGUGGGCGAGUACAAAGCCAUGAUGAAGAGCAGGAGACAGGAGCAGAGAGGGGCAUACACACACAGUCAAUCAGAGCCGCAGAAGCUGCACUACGCCCCAGGCGAGGGCCAAUACCCAGGCGGCGGUGGAACGGUCUCCAUGCCGACAGUGCCAUUCCACCCCGCGCUAUUGGAGCACUACCUGCCACGAGUGUUGGAGGCUCCGCCUCCUCGCAGACUUGACGGGCAGAUCACACCCACUCCCCUCCACAGAGAGAGGGAGAGACCACCGUACAGCGAGGGGGAGGAGAGUGACAGAGGAGAGAGGAGUGAGGGAGAGCUAGUUCUCCUCACUGACUGAGUGGGAGAGAGGAAGGGAGAGUUUUUAAUAGUGAUAAAGGAGUAAGGGAGAGCUAGUUCUCCUCACUGACUGAGUGGGAGAGAGGAAGGGAGAGUUUUUAAUAGGGAUACAGGAGUAAGGGAGAGCUAGUUCUCCUCACUGACUGAGUGGGAGAGAGGAAGGGAGAGUUUUUAAUAGGGAUAAAGGAGUAAGGGAGUGCUAGUUCUCCUCACUGACUGAGUGGGAGAGAGGAAGGGAGAGUUUUUAAUAGGGAUAAAGGAGUAAGGGAGAGCUAGUUCUCCUCACUGACUGACUGACUGGGAGGGAGAGAGAGGGAGAGUUUUUAAUAGGGAUAAAGGAGUAAGGGAGAGCUAGUUCUCCUCACUGACUGACUGAGUGGGAGGGAGAGAGAGAGGGAGAGUUUUUAAUAGGGAUAGAGGAGUAAGGGAGAGCUAGUUCUCCUCACUGACUGACUGAGUGGAAGGGAGAGAGAGGGAGAGUUUUAAUAGGGAUAAAGGAGUAAGGGAGAGCUAGUUCUCACUGACUGACUGAGUGGAAGGGAGAGAGAGGGAAAGUUUUAAUAGGGAUAAAGGAGCAAGGGAGAGCUAGUUGUCACUGACUGACUGAGUGGAAGGGAGAGAGAGGGAGAGUUAUAAUAGGGAUAAAGGAGUAAGGGAGAGCUACUUCUCCUCACUGACUAGCUGAGAGGAAGGGAAGGAGGGACAGAGAGAAAGGAGUGUAUGUGUAGACAACUGAAUGAAAAGGUGUGUGUGUGUGAUGAAGGGGAUCUUGGUCCACAUCAAGUGUGUCAGAGUUCAACGGUUAUAUCUUAGCCAUGUGAUAUGACCAUGUCAGCAGAGCCCAUGACAUGUUAGGGUUAGUAGGAGACAGUUGUUUGUUACGACGUUAAAGGUGUCUGACAGCUGAAUCUAAAAGAUCAUUGGUCAUGAAUCAUAGAUUGGUCUGUCCAUGUUGCUCGUAAUAAAGGUACAUUCACAAUGUGGAAUGAGUUGGGAUUAGACUUGGGGUACAUUACUGUCACCAACAGGCAUUGACAUAGAUGUUUCCCCUAAACACACAUCUAUUAUUUCUAGACCAUAUCCUUAAAAAUAUUAGGGCCAGGGUAUGAAACAUCUGAUCUCUCCCUAAUGACGUGGGGCGGCAGGGUAGCCUAGUGGUUAGAGCGUUGGACUAGUAACCGAAAAGGUUGCAAGUUCGAAUCCCCGAGCCGACAUCUGUCUUUCUGCCCCUGAACAGGCAGUUAACUCACUGUUCCUAGGCCGUCAUUGAAAUUAAGAAUUUGUUCUUAACUGACUUGCAUAGUAAAAUAAAGGUUAAAAAAAAAUCAGAUUUUGAUUCUGACAAGAGAGUGCUGCCCUCUGCUGUUUGGAAUGGGCACAGCACCAUGAAAUAUCCCGAUCGCUAGAAAGUAAGAUUAUUUAAAACAUUUUUUAUUACCAAUAUUUACAGAUGACAGAGGUUGAAUAACCCCCAUUAAUAGCAUAGGUAAUGAGAUGCACUCUGUCAGAAUGCACUUUCACUGAACCCUCAUCUCCUUUCCAAACAGACUCAGGCUGCACCAAAGUAGUCUAAAGUAUAAACUUGUCUCCUUAUAUCCUCUCCUUCAUAUGCACUGACAACAAAACAGGACAAGGCAAUAUGGGGGAUUCCUUGUGCGAGAGUUUCUUUCACUUGUCAAGUUCUUUCACAUCAGUGCAGGUGGAGUAAAGGAAGCCACUUUAGACUAUCAGGAUGCACCCAGUGUUUCAGUUUUUGCACUUGCGAUAGUAGUUGAUCAGCAGUGACAUCUAGUGUAAUGAGGAGAAAUGUCUAAGGAAUCUCCCUCCAAGCCCUUAUUCUAGAUUGAUCUCAUCCUUCUCUGUUCUCUAGUUGUGUGCAAGCUGUAUGUGAUGUGUGCAUAAUGUCUUUCAAUCAAUUUAUUUUGAACGCGGGUUUACAAUGUACUUGUCACAGAAUGUUAUACAAAUGUUCUGUAAAAUGUGUGUUUCUUUGAGUGUGUGGGUAUUGAACGCAAAGGUUGGCCUGAACCCUUUGUCUGUGUAUUCUGACACCCUGGCCUCUUGUCUUGACCACAGCUGUUGCUCUGUCCAUGUACUGCAGUUUGCCUUGACACAACAGUGCUCCAUCUCAAUAGUCUUCAUGCCGCUUCGUCUCCAUCUGCGCUGACCUGAAAGAACUGGACAGGUGAAAUUAAGGUUUUCAACCCAUGUUAUCAGUGCAGAUGGAGGAGAAAAACAGAAUAGGAAUCCAUUUGACUGUUGGGAUACAGCCUUCAUCACAAUGUACUGGACAGAAGAGGUCAGAUUUGUGGUGUAAUCGUAUUGAUAACUGAGGCAGGCCUGUGGUUAGUUGCUGUUACACUGUUGUAAAGCAUUUGGUGAGCAGGAUGAAGUGGCCACUGAUCUACGGUCAGUUUUACAUCUUUGCCUAUAACGUUAAGGACAACUUCAACCCAGAGCCAAGGGGAUGGCACUGUAUAGAGACUGUAUCAGAGAAACAUGUUUAUCUAAUUAUGACACAAACCCAGAAGAGAACUGUCACCUGUUGUCACCCCUGCUGUUGUAAAUAUAGAUAGAUUUUAUUUUGUUUAUAAGAGCCUGUGUAAUUUAAAGGUGUACCUUUUCUGUAUGUUUUCUAAGUUGUGGUUUUGUUUUUUGGAAAAUAAAUUUGGUUGUUAUCUUU